AUGCGACAGUACGAAGAUAGCUUACACGAGGACAAACAAUCUCUUCGCCAAACACGUAAAACAACAGUUCCCCCUCCCCAUCUUCUAUUCUUUCUUUUCUUCAUCACGAUAGACCAUUUGCAAACUUCACUUGCAAUCAUGGCUUGGGGUAGAUCUACGCCGAAGCCGCCACCCACCACUUCAGCUUUGAGCAAAAUCCUCCCACUCCUUGUCCUUCUGGUUGUACUUGGGGGAUGCGCUUUCGUCGGUUACCACAUCUACCUUUCUAUGCAGAAGAUCUCUUCCGCUGCAUCAGAUAAAAUGCAAUCCAAGAAUAUGGUAUUUACCAAAGACGGGCUUAAAGUUGGGGUCAAGGAGCGCAAGACCGAGAGCUAUGUUGAUUCGACACAAAGCCUAUUCGUGAAGGCAUGGAACCUGAGUACUUGGCCUGGAUAUAAGAGCAGGCUCUGGAACCAACAACAACCUGAAAGCGGGAAGCCGGAACCUAGAAAACCAUUCUCCAGACACGCCUCUUCUGCGAAGUAA
Molecule: messenger RNA, 525 nt
Organism: Lachnellula hyalina
Lineage: Eukaryota; Fungi; Ascomycota; Leotiomycetes; Helotiales; Lachnaceae
Exons: 3
Coding region: 1-525 (174 amino acids)
Source: RefSeq, a predicted model, not a curated record